GCGAGCCGUAAGGUGCUCAGAAAAGGAGGUAACUUAACAUCACUUCUUGAUAAGAUACAAGCAUGUGAAAUGGAGAAGUUAAACGAAGAAAUGUACAGGAAAAACCACAGGAAAACAAACAACGCAGAAGUAGCGGCAGUAUCGUAUUCUCAUAAAACUGAAACCGGCUCUCAAGUGAAAGGAUAUGGAAGUAGCUAUCACAGUCGACCGUUUAUUCGGAAAUGGGAUUUGUCGCAACAAAAAGGGCAACAUUUCCGUCAAAGUGUUAAAUACGAAAACCGAAAUCCUUGCACAAGAUGUACAAGUACUCGUCAUUUGACUUCAGAAUGUCAUGCCAUUGACAAAAUUUGCAGAAAAUGCCAUCGCAAAGGUCAUUUGGAGCGUGCAUGUGGCAUUAUACCAGCAUCGACACACAACACAAUGAAAAGGAAAAAUGAUGACCAACAGCAGGGGCCUCCACCCAAAGUUCGUCAAAUUGCAGCGGUCUCCCAAACAGACUUGCAUGUCGAUGAACCAGUUGAAGCAAAUCAUGCAAUCAAUAUUUCCAAAAAAGAUUGUAAUUGUGUCAUUGUUGGUUAUAUCGCCAAUUGUGCUAUAUCAUUUUUGAUCGAUUCGGGGGCAGAAGUUAAUACAAUUGAUUCAAAUACGUUCAAUCUCUUAAAAAAUGCAACGUGUCAUCCAGAUCUCUUUACUGUAUAA
Messenger RNA from Armigeres subalbatus, 699 nucleotides. RefSeq lists its product as uncharacterized. Lineage: Eukaryota; Metazoa; Arthropoda; Insecta; Diptera; Culicidae. The record is from RefSeq and is a predicted model, not a curated record. The coding region runs from base 70 to 699 and encodes 209 amino acids. The transcript is spliced from 3 exons. Gene Ontology annotation, molecular function: nucleic acid binding; zinc ion binding.